Molecule: messenger RNA, 1313 nt
Organism: Aphanomyces astaci
Lineage: Eukaryota; Oomycota; Saprolegniomycetes; Saprolegniales; Verrucalvaceae
Exons: 1
Coding region: 27-1271 (414 amino acids)
Molecular function (GO): protein binding
Source: RefSeq, a predicted model, not a curated record
AACAAGGAUAGAUCAAUUAAUUCCAAAUGCGACGGUCAGUGGCCCAUGCACUGACGUUGUGCAGACUGUUCCUGCCCACGUUGGACGCCAUGUCGUUCGAGCAGCUAGCAGCGUCGUCCCAGUUCCAUGAAGACCUCGUCCUUCGCAACGUCCACCCGUUCGGUGUAGUACUUGUGGAUCCCGAGGCGCUACCCGACGAGCCGAAUGGCCCCGACGGCGCGUUCUGCGCGACGGGCGAAUACGGCGCACUCGAGUACUGGGAACGCGUUCGCCAGGAUGGCCAUGUGUUUUUUUACUGCAAGGCUCGACACACGAGUACGUGGCAGCCGCCUUGCGUCCACUUGGUGCAAGAGUUCGCGGCGGACGACCCGCGGCGGUAUCCGUUCCCACUCUCCAUCGAGCGUUUGGAUCUACCCCCCGCGGUCAAGAAACACCACGCGUCAUCCACCGGUGAUUCCCAUGAGGAUGCGCUAGAGUCUGGCUCCACCCCUUCCGACUUGCACGACGAAACGCUCUCGCUAGUCGAGUUUGAAGAGCACAUAGACGACCGCUUCUUCAGCUUCCACGGGACCCUGGACCACCUCCAAGGCGUGAUCCUUCGGCCGUACUUUGACGUGAUUCCUCCAGACCUCCGCGAACACGCCCUGGCCAGCCUCCCCAUCGACAGGGUCCACGUGGACGCCGCAUACCACAUAGCGCUGCAUGACGUGGUCGGGCUCGAAGUCGACUUGGAGAUCGUCGUUCGCGAAGCACUUGAAGACGAUGUGCCCGACCCGAUGGUGUACACCGUGAGCCACUUCAGCGUUGAGCAGCGCAUGGCCGUGGCGGACGCGUGGGCGGACGUCGGCACCUUCGCCUUGGCCCGCGGCAACGUCACCACGGCGGUGAAUGCUUUCCGCCGGUCGGUGCAUUGGAUUCACGGACAUCUGCCCGCGGUCACGCAGCUGGCGGCGGUCCUGGCGGCGCUUGGGUACUUGGACGACGCGUGCGAGUGCGUGGGGAUGCUUGACCCACCAGCCCCCGUGUUGGCUUCGGCAUUGAAGUCCGAGUUUUCCUUUUGCCCCACUUUGCACAUAAACGACGAGACCAACAAGUUUCAUCAGCUCAAGAUGAUGCUGCUGCAACUGGCGACGCUCACAGUCAUACUUGUCGCGAGCUUGUGGUGGGUCCAACGACAGGCGGCGGUUGAUGCCACAUUGUCGCAGAGGUCUGCAGACAAGAAAUUCACGAGGAAACCGCAGCAACCUCAUCGAGGCCGAUUGAAAGUGUAACACCAUUCGAAUGGAAUACUGUAACUAGUUGACAGUGUUACA